UGGGGACCUUAAAGCCGAUCUCCGUCGUGUGUUUACUGUCUCAGCGAAUACCACUUUUUGCCAUACCUGAGUCACCAUGCUGCCCUUCCGCAUCUUCACACUGGGAUUCCUCGCUCUGGUGAGCACUGUUGUAGCUCUGCCUUUGAAAUCAGAGAAAGCGAAUGAAUUUGUGCAACGAUGCGAAGAGCCUGUUUUGAAAUUGGAUGGCGGGAAAACAGUUGCAGUCAAAGAAGCAACAACUGAUGACUGGGUUUCAGCACAGAGUAUCUCUUGCCCUUGGUGAUACCGUUU
Molecule: messenger RNA, 291 nt
Organism: Periconia digitata
Lineage: Eukaryota; Fungi; Ascomycota; Dothideomycetes; Pleosporales; Periconiaceae
Source: the annotation of a GenBank genome assembly